Messenger RNA from Dimorphilus gyrociliatus, 1785 nucleotides. The record is from the annotation of a GenBank genome assembly. NCBI's taxonomy places the organism in Eukaryota, Metazoa, Annelida, Polychaeta, Dinophilidae.
GGCUGCGGCGUUUUACGCUUACAACAUGGCCGAUUUAAGGAAGCAUUUAACAGAAGAACAAUUGCAAGAAUACAAAGCAGCAUUUUCCAUGUUUGAUAAAGACGGCAAUGGAGCUAUUUCAAUCGAAGAAUUGGGAACUGUAAUGAGGAAUUUGGAUAUUUACCCUACGGAAGCAGAAUUGAAGGACAUCAUAAGAGAACACGAUAGAGAUGAAAGUGGACAAAUCGAAUUUGAUGAAUUUGUCUUUUUGAUGACUUCGUAUUGCGGAGAUGAUAAUAAGGAUGAACAAGAAGAACAGCUUAUGGCUGCUUUCAGAAUGUUCGAUAAGGAUAGAUCUGGCAAGAUAACAGCUGACGAACUGAAGAGUGUCAUGCAUAAAUUGGGAGAAAAUCUAACAGAUGAUCAAAUUGAUGACAUGAUCAAAGAGGCAGACACUGAUGGUGAUGGAGAAAUUAAUUACAAAGAAUUCGUAGAAAUGAUGUGCUCAAAGGAACCGAAAUAGAAAAAGAGAAGAUGAAAAUGACGAAGAAGAAGUAGAAAAUUCAGAAGAAGAAAAAGUCCUAUUUCAUCUACUAUUUUAUUCAGGACUGUUCCUUUCAAUUUUUAUUCUAACUUCACUUUCUUUCUAAAUCAAUGGAGCGCAUGCAAAAACAAAAAAAAUUUAUCCUCUUUUUUCAAAGUGUACUUAAAAACGUUUCUGUUUUCUUUUUUUUAAUUCUCUUUCGACUGCUGUUGAUCCAAACUUGAUAAAGUAGAUUCAAAGCGCUAAAUGAUGAUCAUUCUUCUUUUCAGAACUUUUUAGCAAAUCAAGUCAUGCGAACGUAUUGUAGAUUUCUUUCUUAAUGUAGAUGAGAGAUUUUUUAAUUGCCUCUAUGCAAAGCAAAAUAAUAUCGACUUGUAUAAACUAUUAAAAAUCAAAGGAUGAUAGAUAGACUUAUAAAUCAAACAUCUAGUAUACUAAACUUAAUUCAUUUACUAUAAUAACUAUUCACUUUGCAGUUGUUUGCCUAAAAGUAAUAGUUUUCUUGAUCAUUUAUCCCUUAAGUCUAUGAUGUACUUACAAUAUAUGCAUACAGUGUUUGCAAGUGUUUGUCUGUUGUCAUCCUUUGAAAUGAAUUGGAUAAUCAAGUAUUGACCUAUAAGUAAAGUCUUUUUCAAUUUUUUCUGUUAAAUAUAUACUUAUUAGUAAACCAAGUGCAUCAAGUUAACGAUGUUAUAAAGUACAUAUACAUAUAUAUAUAUAUAUAUAUAUACAUAAAACGUUUAUACUAAACGUUUCGUGUAUAUAUUUUACUACACAUUGUUUCUCUGUUUAUGGCUAUUUUAUGAUAAGUCGAUGUUUAUAAAUACAUAUAUGCAUGAUAGAGAAUGACAAUGGGAAAGAAAAAAGAAAUUGAUGGGAUACGAUGUGGGUUGGGAUUUCGGGUUAAGGAUCAUAGAAAAAAAGAGAGCUAGCUAGCCAGCUAGCGAGAGAGAAAGAGAAAGAGAGAGAAAGAGAGAAAGAGAGACAGAGUAGUAGUAGUAGUGGUAGUAAAAAAGAAAAAAGACUAUAGAUCAGUUGCUAAGGGAGGGUAAAGGAUGAACGAGAAAGAAUGGCACAUGUUUCUUUUUUUAUUUUUGUUUUUGCUACUAUUUUUUCUUCAAUAUACAACUUUGUUCAAUAUUUAAUACUUUUUAUCUAUUAUUCUGCUUUUGCCGAUAAAUGAUUUAGUUUUUAGGAAACUUCUAAUACUAGACUAGUUGUUUCUCUGAAAUUUACGAAUAAAAAUUACAUAGAUAAUAAAC